UGAGCUCCUUGCCCGCGGGAUCCACCGCCGCCGCUGCUUUAGCCGAGAAGAGAGACGGAGCCACGGAGGGGGAAGAAAGCAGCAAGCAGCGAGACACAACAGCCCCCACCGCAUCGAUCGAUCCCCUUUCGUUCUUAAAACCCCCCGAGAAGAGAGGCGUGAGCAGCCAACGGCGGCCAGCCACCAGCAAGGCAGCAAGCAGCGGAGCACAGCCCCCACGCCAGCAUCAUAACGCCACCCCACGCCAGCAUCAUACCCCCCACGCUCCACUGCCCACUUCCGUUUCAAAUACCAGCAGGCCACACUCCUUUUUCCCCUCUCCCGCAUUCCCACGAACAUCUACCAGGGAUGUCUCCGACCACCACCCCGUCCCCGGCCGCAGCGCCGAAGCCUUCCUCAGGAGGAGCCAAGCGCGGCCUGAUGGGUUCCCUCAUCGACGCCACCGCGCUCCUCCGGACGGCCUCCUUCAAGGAGGACUCGUACGUGGCCGCUGCGCUGCCGGCCUCCGACCUCCGCGCGCUGGCCGACCUCAGGGCGCUGCUCGCCACCCACCCGGACCAAAUCUCCAUCUGGGGCGUGCCGCUCAACAACACGCCCGGCGACGCCGACGCCCCGGCCGACGAGCGCGCCGACGUCGUGCUCCUCAAGUUCCUCCGCGCCAGGGACUUCCGCGUCCGCGACGCGCACGCCAUGGUGCUCCGCUGCGCCGCCUGGCGCGCCGAGUUCCGCGCCGACGCCGUGCUCGGCGAGGACCUCGGGUUCAAGGACCUCGAGGGCGUCGUGGCGUACAUGCACGGCUGGGACCGCGAAGGCCACCCCGUCUGCUACAACGCCUACGGCGUCUUCAAGGACAGGGACAUGUACGACCGCGUCUUCGGCGACGGCGACCGCCUCGCCAGGUUCCUCCGCUGGCGCGUCCAGAUCAUGGAGCGCGGCGUGCGCGCGCUCCAGCUCCGCCCUGGCGGCGUCAACGCCAUCAUUCAGGUCACCGACCUCAAGGACAUGCCCAAGCGCGAGCUCCGUGCCGCCUCCAACCAGAUACUCUCCCUCUUCCAGGACAAUUACCCCGAGAUGGUGGCCCGCAAGGUGUUCGUGAACGUGCCGUGGUACUUCUCCGUGCUCUUCUCCAUGAUCUCCCCGUUCCUGACGGAGCGCACCAAGAGCAAGUUCGUCAUCGCGCGUGAGGGCAACGUCGCGGAGACGCUAUUCAAGUUCAUCCGGCCGGAGCUUGUGCCGGUGCAGUACGGCGGGCUCAGUCGCGCCAGCGACCUCGAGAACGGCCCGCCCAAACCGGCGUCCGAGUUCACCAUCAAGGGCGGCGAGAAGGUCUUCCUAGAGAUCGACGGCAUUGAGGCCGGUGCAACAAUAACGUGGGACCUGGUUGUCGGUGGCUGGGACCUGGAGUACGGCGCGGAGUACGUGCCGGCGGCGGACGGAGGCUACACGCUGUGCGUGGAGAGGACGAAGAAGGUCCCGGCCAGCGCCGACGAGCCCGUGCACAAUGCCUUCACGGCCAAGGAGGCCGGCAAGAUGGUGCUCUCCAUCGACAACUCGGGCUCCCGGAAGAGGAAGGUCGCUGCCUACCGCUACUUCGUGCGCAAGCCGUCGGUGUAGGCUCCGAUACGGUGGCCGGCGGCUUGCCGGUAGUGCGUUGCUUUGCUUGCCUUUGGCUUUUGGCUUUCCCUAGUCUUGAGGGGAGAGUUUAAUUUAGGUCUACUUAAUUAGUGCUAUAAUAUGACAUGGAUGUAUUAUGCCAUAUGUAGAAUAUAUAAUGUCUGAGCUGUGAGAUCCUACUUGUCAUUCGUUAUAAAGCUAAUGAGUUGAGUUUUUUUGGGGUCAA
Molecule: messenger RNA, 1840 nt
Organism: Brachypodium distachyon (stiff brome)
Lineage: Eukaryota; Viridiplantae; Streptophyta; Magnoliopsida; Poales; Poaceae
Product: patellin-6
Exons: 4
Coding region: 349-1614 (421 amino acids)
Molecular function (GO): lipid binding
Source: RefSeq, a predicted model, not a curated record